Molecule: messenger RNA, 6744 nt
Organism: Hydatigera taeniaeformis
Lineage: Eukaryota; Metazoa; Platyhelminthes; Cestoda; Cyclophyllidea; Taeniidae
Source: the annotation of a GenBank genome assembly
AUGCUGUUUAUGGUUGUGGCAGCAGUCUUUUUCCUGACCUUGCUGCAACCAUCUCGGGCAGAUGCAAAUGUACAGUAUUAUGAGGCAGAGGAGAGGGCACUUAUCGGGAGGGACUGGUCUGCGUGGUUUGUUCCACAUGUGGGGGUCAGAGUCAGGUCUAUCAAAUGGGAAUAUCGCCAAAACACUAUCGUAGACUGUCAGUACAAGGGUCCGGACAGUUUGCCAACAACAGAAUACUUCUUCACCUGUUCGUCGGGCUGCAAGUACCAAGAUUGUGGAUCGGAAAAUUCAUUUGGUUUACAGGUCGACGGAAGCAUCUUUUCUUUAUACGCUUUCCAUGUGACUAAAGACAUGGCUGGGGAUUACGCCCUGACUGUAAAGUUCUAUGGCAGUGACAAGGUUUUUAAAAAAAUAAGCACGCUUUCAUUGGCAACUCCACCCCUUCUUCUGGAGUCAACAUUAACAUGCAACGUCCCUCAAAUUGCAAAAGCACUUCAAAAUUCUUUAGCAACGAUUCUUGAAGGAUCGAAGCUUGCUCAAGUAUACGCUAACCUGGAACGCCAAGUUGAGGGCACGGAAAUAAAAGGGUCCAUAGAAUUUAAUCCAGGUAUUCCAAGGGGCAAUGCUGGAGUUUAUCUAGUACGGCAUCCCAGACACAGAAGUUAUCCUAAUUUUGUCCCUUGUGCCUCUCGUUGUAACUUAACUGUGAUCAAAUUUAGUUGUUUAACAAGCAUAGAAGAUGUCGGGUUGGCAAUAAUGGUUUUUAAUACGUUAAAUUCAUCGCAUACUACUGAUCAAGCCGAAGAGCAUCUCAAAGCUUGGAUAAUGAAGCGAUUUGCGUCCUGGCUACUUAACGUAUUUCCUACCAACUCUGGAUCACUUCCCGGGGAAUUCGGAACAGAUUAUCGAGUAACUCCCUUGAAGAUAGGGUGGCCAGCAGUUGUCCAUAUUGGUCAAAAAAUUCGCAUAUUUUGCCCAAUGGAUGUAUCACUUUCGCCUGACGGAAUUGAAUGCACGAGAACAAAAUCGCUCAAUUCAACAAUUGCAGAGCCAUUGCCAGUUGGAUUUUGGAUUGAAGCAAAAAGUGGACAGUAUUUCUUUAACUUAAGAAAAAAUAAGGCAGAAAUGACGGAUAGUGGAAUCUAUGCAUGCACAGUAAAGAUCCGUGGAGUUAGCUUGCAUGUUUGUACAGACAGACGACUUACAGUUAUUCCUGAUUCAAUGAACGUUCAAAUCUUUGUCUAUAAUAGAUUAGUGCCAUCCAAAGCAAUAAAAGUGGGAGAUGUUUACAAUCAGUAUACCAAAACCUUAGAUCCCUACCUCAUGACCAAUCAGGUGAGCUACAUUGUUUGUUGGACCAAUACUAAAGCAGAUCUUAAUUUUUCAUUGACUCUCACUCUUACUCGCGAAGUCCCAAAACCGAGAUGGAAUUUCCCUUUUAAACUUGUGAGAACUUUAAAUUUACGAGAAGGCGUGCAGCGAGUACAAAAGUUCAAAUUUUAUCGAAUCAGCGGAUAUGGUAGAGCAGAGUAUGGAGGAAAGCUGAAAGCCACCUGUUCAGUAACAUCUGAGACGGCAAAGAAAAAUAUUCCAGAGUGGAUAAAGGAUGAAAACGAUCUAAAAGAAAAUUUCGAGUUAGGUAACAUUGCCUCAAGUGCUCGAGAUAUUUUCAUUUUUCAUGGUGUGGAAGGGAACCUCUCCUUUCAUAGCAGUGUUCAUCAAUUGGAGGAGCAUCCUGUUCCGUUGGGCACUAGCAUUCGUUGUACAGGAUCUAAGGGCUUUCCUCCGCCCAUCUAUCAGUGGACAAAAGUUGAUUCCAGCCGAUUACUGUCUCCGAGUUCUACCAACUACUUUUAUCUCGCUGAUGAUCAAAACGUCUUUCUCGAUGGCCCGGACACAUUUCCGAAAUCUGCAUUUCAGGGUGACCGGCUAGAAGUUCCCACUGACUCCAGAUAUAGAGGAAUGAGCUUCCUUUUUCAGUGCAGAGCUUUCAAUGAGAUAGUAGGGAAGAAGUAUCACAUUGACCGCCUCCUUUUUUUAACUAUUUGCCUUUGUGAAUACCGUUUCGUAUCACUCGACUUAUCUCUCAUAUAUUCACCCCAAAUGGUUGCCGGACAUACACUGCUUGAUCCUCAAAAUCCUGAAAGCAGGCUGGAUUUCUAUGGUCAACGAUACGUCCAUUUAUUGCAGCAGAUCAUUCUCGGACUUGCCCAUGGGAGUAAGUAUACGCAAAUAAGCAUGAACCCAACCUCUAUACUAGACACGGUCUUGAAAAAGGCUUCGUUGUAUGCUGGUUCAAAGCCAUUAACUCAUGGAUUAUCGCGCAUUCAACUUGCUAAAGGGCUUAUUUCAAAAUCUAUCAGGCCUCAAUCAAUCUACCAUCCAAACAAUGCCUCAUGUCCCCGAAAAAUUCCCGUCAACCUCACUGAAGGUUUCCUUUCUGUUGAUAGGAAUGUGGCUAAUACAAGAGAGAAUGUUUUACGUGUCAGCCGUCCGCAUGUUGUUGUACUUCCUCGAGAUCGGUGGGAUGAAGGUGAUGUGGCUGGAUUUAUGCAGCUCAUGAAAAGGAAACAUGUUCAUGUCAUUAGUGCUUACUUUGAAAAUCCAUCUAGCUGGGCUGAAGGCAGUCCCGACCGUACGGUUCAGCUUACUAGUGGUGAUGUUUUUGGCAAAAAGUGUUUGGACCAUUCCGCUAGGGAUCUUGCUACCUUUAUUGAGCGCAUCCCUCUCUUUGAUGCAAUUUGCAACCUUUCACGACCAGCAGAUGUAUACACCGAAAGUCUUGCGGGAUUUUGUUUCUUGUCACAUCCGCGAGAUCUUAUGUUUGAUGGUGAAAGUGUCAUCUUCUUCGCGGUUAUUCGGGUAAGCUCUUUCACUAAGGAACAUCGGCAGUUGAGAGUGUGUUUUACAAAUCAAACUGCAGUGGCCAACAUAACAAACAAUUUUAAAAAUCAGAGGUACUUUGAUAGCAAGUGCAAAAGUGUACUGGGAGAUUCAGAAUCCAGUAGACCUGAAUCCAUGUGUCUCAGUGUAUCACAGAGCCUAAAACUGGAGUCGUCUCAUGAUGGUGAUGUCAUCCUUGCCUAUGAACGGGGCGUUAACACAGUUUUGUCUCAGUCGAGCUCUGUAGCAAUCGAAAUCAGGCUCAACCGACGGGGUUUGAACGCACCAUAUCUUCUAGUAAAAGAGUUGCCUCAAAAGGCCAAUGAUUCUGGCGAAUUUGAAUGUGUCAUUGAGAUGACAAUAAUUAACUACCAAAUUGAUCUUGUUUACUGGUCGAACAGCAGUAGCUCCUACUUAGUGGUAGUUAGAACCAAUUCGUCUCAACAGGGGUUCAGGUAUCGUAACAUUGGUCACAAAGUUUCGGCUCUCCUUAUUUGGCCUGUAUUCCCCGCAGAGGCAGAAAACUCAGACAUACACUGCAUUUUAAGCCAUCCUAAGUUGCUUUCAAAACGAAUAACUGCCCUACCUCCGCAGUCGAGCAACUCAGUUCGCAUUUCCCUUACCUCUAAAUGUCCGAUGAGGCCCACAAUAAGACGGGUGGUGUCCGCGCCCUUCACAGACGAUUCCGACAUUCCCCGUCUAGGUGCUCGCAUGUCAUUUUUCUGUGAGGCAGUGACAGGAGAGCAGCAAAGUUAUCCCCUUCAAAUGGCCUUUGCUGACUGGAGUGAAAGUUUUGUCGUCUGUUCUGGAACAGGAGAGGGCAAAAUGAACACAACAGUACCUUGCCGAUUCACCACUUGGGAAAGUGGAGGUUGUGGAACCUCGAGUAAAACCUCUUUAACAACUCAUCAAAAAGCUGCCUUUACCAAAUGUAGUCUUUCUUAUGCUCCUAAAGAAAAUGUCUACACUCGUGUUAUCGAGUACACCAUCCCCCUGAUUACCAUCAAGCAGUUUGAUGCAUUUGUAUUUUGUGAAACCUUACCAUCAUGGGAGGUGGAUGAAGAAAAUCGGCUCCUCAGUGAUCCAAUCGACAAUCUUUUUCCAGUUAAACCAACCGUUAAGAACAUAGACAUUGGCUACUACGAGUGGAUAUGUGACAUUAUUGCCUAUCCACCACCGACGAUGUUUGACUGGCGUAUAAAGGAGGCACAUCCAUGGAAUUUCCGCGUGGGGUUAAAUCGAAUGUCCUUUGCAAAAUCUCCUAUAAAAUCCAUUCGUGCCUCCAUUCUCGCCAAAUCAAGACCUGAAUUCUUCCCAAAAAAAUUUAUUCCAAAGGACGAAAUGUCACCUUAUUACUUCGCAUUGUCUCGACAAGCCCCUUCUUUCUGGCAAGUAGGGUCGUGGGGUGUGGCCAAGUUAGAGUGUGAAGUCUCCAAUCAUGAGGGCGAUGUCGCGCUGACGGAGGCACAUGUCAGUUAUGCUCACGGCAAAUCAAAUGGACAAUGGACUGUUUCAGGUUCGCUGUAUCCAAGAUUAGGAGUCGUUAACAUAAGUGAACCGUGGGCUAUCGAAUGUCCGAUUUCGGAAAGUGGAAAUUUGGAAGAAACACUCAACUUGUUUUUACUCGGAAAGGCUCCAUUAUCAGUAGGGACUAUAGAACUACCCCUGCUUCAUGUGACUUUCCAGACGCAAGAUGAGAGGAACAAAAUCAACUACUUGGUUCGACAAUUCAAACCCAUUGGGUGGUGGAGCAGUGCUAUUCUGACUGAAUUCAAAGUAAAGAUUGUUGAAGAUAGCGAAGGCCACAAAGCUGUGCGUAUCCAAAUUGCACGUGCCUCUCAGACUUCGGACGUAGGCUGCUACGUUUGUCGAAUCUACCUGUUCGGAGGCUAUAAAGACACAGACGUUCAGCCAGAACUCAUCGUAAUUCCAAAACAGGAGUCUCCCAUCUUUGCUCAUAAAUUGGCUUCAAAUGCUUGGACGCUAGCAGAUGGGUUCUCCAAGCCGCUGAUACUCUUCGAAGGCGACGAAUUGAAGACAAGGUGCCUCACAUGGUCCAUCAGACAUCCAUCAUCUUCUUUUUCGAAUGUCACGCCAUCUAUCCUUGUGUUUGCCCUCCAAAAGACUCAACCAACUCAUGUCUCCAAGAAAAAUUCACUCAUCAGUCAGGUAAAACUUUUUGGGUAUUACAAUUAUUUCCUUCUGGAACAUUCUUGGAAUGUGAACCCAUAUCGUGAUGCGAUGAAGUAUAUUGGAUGCUACUGGCGAUUGCAAACAUCAGAAGAGAGGAAUUUGGAAAGGAAAUUUGGGCCGCUUAUCGUAUGUAGACUAAGUAGGAGAUUGAAGGUUUUUCCAGAGGUAACCAAGCCCCUUGAAAGGAAUGCGAUUCUCAAUUGUUAUAUGGAUGACUCAGACUUCGAGAACUCCACGAUCUACUGGGUUUACAAGCUUGGCCCUCUUCCGAGACCGAAGGAGGUCAACGAGACUGAAGUGUUUAACCAAAAAGUGCUUUCAUCAGAGCUAAAUCUAUCAGCUCUGCCAGGACCCGGCUUUUACGUCUACACUUGCCGUGCAAUUUACAACUGUGGUGGAAAAAAUAUGACCUCUAAAAAGGAUGUUCAAUUUAUGGUUUCAGCAGACAAAAAUUCUACCUUGUUUACUACCGUCAGAAUCUCACCACAGAUAGUUUUGAUCCCAGAACAAAUUAAUGUGGUGUGUCCGAGUUUUCUGGCCGAAAACAGUGGUUUAAUUGCCAAAAGUUUACAAUGGUUCCGUCUCUACCGUCAAGUAAACACGAUCUCGCCUGAAAGUGAUCCUUCUGCACAUCAGCUGUCAUACCAUAACCUUGUCAGCGGGACGGUGACUACGAACCACUCCAAUUUCAUUGCUUACCAACAUCAAGAAGGAAGAGAAUUAGUCUUUACAAUCAAUAUAAAACCAAGUUCUUUUAAUGACUUUGGUUACUACGGCUGUGCGUUUGGUGCGACAAAAAGAGUUGAAGACUCGAAUGACUUAGUGCUGAGCCAAGUAUCAGCACAGCCGGUGUGCCUUAUUCGUAAUCCCACAGAUACGAAGAUACGACUCUCUCCUUUACACACCGAAACCUGUUAUCACGUUGGGGACUUCUUGUCUGUUCAAUGUGAGGCCGUGGCAUAUCAGGUGUUCUGUGUGGAGGAUGAUAAACCUUUGGGGGUUGGACUUUUGUCCACUCUUGCCACACUAAAUAUCUCAACUGUUGAUAAUGCCACAACCAAAGCAUUACAUAUGGCUUCAUCCAUAAUUACAGGUGCUAAUCCUCCUAAAAAGCUAAUUUACUUUUCACCAGUCCUUCUAAAUAUAUCUUAUAUUCACAACGACGCCGUAUUGACUUGUGAGAUUACACCAAAAAUAAAUAGUAAUUUGUACAACUUCUCUACCGAUUGGGUUAAACUCCAAAGCCAACUCAUAAGACGUGCCGCUGCCAAAAUCUGUGUGUCCUUUCCCCCCACUAACGUUAUCAUAAAUCCACCGCCACCGGACCAAGUGAGUGAGAAAGAUGUUGCCUUUGUGCUAAAAUCGGGUGACUGGGUGACGUGUUUGGCAAGCGGCAAUCCCGCGCCUUUGGUGACCCUCGAUGCUUACCCUCUGCGUGAGGGGACCAUAUCCAAGGUGAUGCGAUUGGGUCUUUCCGGCAUUGGACUUUGGCGUGACCCAAAGCGAUCACAGCCGAAUUGGCCCACCACGGUAAUGCAAAACGACACUGGCUCCAUGAUGCUUGUGAAGAAGGAGGUCGGUGAUCUCGGGGGUCUAGCCUACGUGGGCGUUUGUCGUGCCUCUAAUGAAAUCCGUGGCAGUGAGAAAACAGCCUACAAGGUGAAUUGA